AUGACCGGGAUUAACCCAGGAGCGAUGCGCCACUACAACGCGGUGAGGCUGACGCUAAUCCCCAACAAGGAGGCUGCCGAGGACGGAGCCGCCAAUAGCCGGAGCAGGAGCAGCAGCCGCCAGACCAGAAACCAUGACCCGCCUGGAAUUCAGCAGGGCAGUUCUCCAGAGAGGUAUGGGCUUUGUGCCAUCUGACCUGAAUUGCCUGGUGAAACCCCUAGGGCCACAGGAAUCAUUUGAAGCCAGUUUCAAGACCCUCCAGUUAAUAGAACAGUUUUGGUUAAAAUACAAAAAUUGCCUUUAACAGACUAAGAACAUACCCCCUUUCUGACACAGAAUCCAAGGUAGUUACAGUACAGCUUCACAAUGAAUGCAUCCAGGACUAUGACAUACAAGUUUGGAUAAGCAGGUUCACCACCCUCAAGUCAGCGGCUAGGAGGGUCCUGGACGAAGACAACGUCUGGACUGGGGCACGAAAAUGGCUGGUCCAGUUAAGACCGGACCCAACCGGAUUGGGCAGAGUCCAACACCUCCCUAGCAUCAUCAAGGGGCUCCAUCCAUUACUAUGGCAUGCCCAAACUGUGCAAGAACUAUGGCCAACUGGGCCAUCUGGCCGCAGCCUGCAAAGCUAUCAUCUGUAA
Coregonus sp. 'balchen' is the source of this 641-nucleotide messenger RNA. The record is from the annotation of a GenBank genome assembly. NCBI's taxonomy places the organism in Eukaryota, Metazoa, Chordata, Actinopteri, Salmoniformes, Salmonidae.